Molecule: messenger RNA, 3802 nt
Organism: Danio rerio (zebrafish)
Lineage: Eukaryota; Metazoa; Chordata; Actinopteri; Cypriniformes; Danionidae
Gene: parp1
Product: poly (ADP-ribose) polymerase 1
Biological process (GO): protein poly-ADP-ribosylation
Cellular component (GO): nucleolus; cytosol; chromosome
Molecular function (GO): glycosyltransferase activity; NAD+-protein-serine ADP-ribosyltransferase activity; NAD binding
Source: RefSeq, marked provisional
UAACAGAAAUAUCUGCAGAGAUGGCCGACUCACAGGACGACAAGCUGUACAAAGCCGAAUAUGCAAAAAGCGGACGCGCCUCAUGCAAGAAAUGCAAAGACAACAUUGCUAAGGACUCGCUGAGGAUGGCCAUCAUGGUGCAGUCUCCCAUGUUUGAUGGCAAAGUCCCUCACUGGCACCAUUUUUCUUGCUUUUGGCUCCGGGCCGCAGUUCAGUCUCCUUCUGAUAUAUCUGGAUUUACUGACCUCCGCUGGGAUGACCAAGAGAAAGUGAAGACAGCCAUUGAGAGUGGAGGUGCUACAGGAGGGAAAGGAGGACAGAAGGGAGCGGCUAAAGGAGAGAAGACGCUGAAUGACUUUGCAGUGGAGUAUGCUAAAUCCAACAGAAGCACCUGCAAGGGCUGCGAUCAGAAAAUUGAAAAGGACCAGAUCCGUGUGUCGAAGAAGACUGUGGACCCAGAGAAACCUCAGCUUGGUCUAAUCGAUCGCUGGUACCACACCGGCUGCUUUGUGAGUCGUCGGGAGGAACUGAUAUUUAAACCAGAGUACAGCGCUGCCCAGCUCAAAGGAUUCGCAGUUCUACGAGAUGAAGACAAAGAGGAGCUGAAGAAACGGCUUCCUGCUGUGAAGAGCGAAGGAAAGAGAAAAGCUGAUGAAGUAGAUGGAGGAGUCUCUAAAAAACAGAAGAAAGAAGAUGAAAAACUAGAGCAGAAUCUGAAGGAUCAAAGCCAGCUGAUCUGGGGAAUUAAGGACAAGCUGAAGAAGUUCUGCUCCAUCAAUGACAUGAAGGAACUGCUAAUUGCUAACAGUCAGGAAGUUCCUUCUGGGGAGUCAAAUAUUGUGGAUCGACUAUCAGACUGCAUGGCAUUUGGGUCCCUGAAGCCUUGUGAGACUUGCAAAGGGCAGCUUGUGUUUAAAAGUGAUGCGUAUUACUGUACUGGAGACAUCUCUGCGUGGACUAAAUGUGUAUUCAAGACUCAGACGCCUGAUCGCAAAGACUGGGUCACCCCUAAGGAGUUCAGUGAGAUCCCGUUCCUGAAGAAGUUUAAGUUCAAGCGACAGGACCGUGUGUUUCCUAAAGACGCUCCUCCCGCUGCUGCCACUCCAUCAUCUGGUUCUACCACUUCAGCUGCCACAAGUGUGUCCAGCGCCAGUAAAAACCUCACUGAGGCACCUGCAGAUAAGCCUCUGACUGGAAUGAAGCUCCUGGCUGUGGGAAAGCUCAGUAAGAACAAAGAUGAUCUGAAGAAAUUUGUGGAAGAUCUGGGAGGAAAAAUCACAGGCACGGCCAGCAAAGCUGCUCUCUGCAUCAGCAGCAAGAAGGAGAUUGAGAAGAUGAGUAAGAAAAUGGAGGAGGUGAGAGACGCAGGUGUCCGCGUGGUGGCUGAUGAUUUCCUUACUGACAUCAAGGAGUCCGGCAAGGCCCUUCAGGAGCUCAUCUCUCUGCAUGCCAUUUCCCCCUGGGGCGCUGAAGUUAAAGUCGAGGCCCCGGCUGCAGCCGCGGCCACCAAAUCCACCGGAGCUCAUUCCUCAAAGAGCACCGGCAAAGUCAAAGAGGAGGAAGGUGGAAGCAAAUCAAAGAAAAUGAAGCUGACAGUGAAAGGAGGAGCUGCAGUAGAUCCAGAUUCAGGUCUGGAAAACUGUGCUCAUGUUCUGGAACAGAAUGGAAAGAUUUACAGCGCCACACUGGGUCUCGUGGACAUCGUCAGAGGGACAAACUCAUACUACAAACUACAGCUGCUGGAGGAUGACGUUCAAAAGCGGUACUGGGUGUUUAGAUCGUGGGGUCGAGUCGGGACCACCAUUGGAGGAAACAAAUUGGACAAGUUUUACGAUAAGAACUCUGCUAUGGACAAUUUCUGUGGUGUGUAUGAGGAAAAGACAGGGAAUGCUUGGGCCUCCAGCAACUUCACAAAGUACCCCAAUAAGUUUUACCCUCUGGAGAUUGACUACGGACAGGAUGAGGAGGCUGUGAAGAAGUUGACUCAAAGUGCAGGUGCCAAAUCUCAGCUGGAAAAACCUGUGCAAGACCUCAUCCGAAUGAUCUUCGAUGUGGAGAGCAUGAAGAAAGCCAUGGUGGAGUUUGAGAUUGACUUGCAGAAGAUGCCUUUGGGAAAACUAAGCAAGCGACAGAUCCAGAGUGCUUAUUCCCUUCUAAGCGAAGUUCAGCAGGCUGUGGCAGAUAGCUCCUCAGAAUCACUGAUCCUAGAUCUGUCUAAUCGCUUCUACACACUGAUACCGCACGACUUCGGCAUGAAGAAACCACCACUAUUGAGUAAUGUGGAUUACAUCCAGCAAAAGGUGCAGAUGCUGGACAACCUUUUGGACAUCGAGGUGGCCUACAGCCUGCUUCGGGGAGGAGUGGAGAACAACGAAAAAGAUCCCAUUGACAUCAACUAUGAGAAACUCAAAACCAAAAUUGAGGUCGUCGACAAGUCUUCACAUGAGGCUCAGCUUAUCCUUCAAUAUGUGAAGAACACACAUGCUGCUACUCACAACACCUACACACUGGAUGUUGAGGAGAUCUUUAAGAUUGAGAGGGAGGGCGAGUAUCAGCGUUAUCGCCCCUUCAAAGAGUUACCCAACCGCCAGCUGCUGUGGCACGGCUCGCGCACCACCAACUAUGCUGGUAUUCUGUCUCAGGGUCUCCGCAUCGCUCCUCCGGAGGCCCCAGUGACGGGUUACAUGUUUGGCAAAGGUGUUUACUUUGCUGAUAUGGUGUCGAAGAGUGCCAACUACUGCCACACGUCUCAGGCUGAUCCUGUGGGCCUCAUUCUGUUAGGAGAGGUUGCAUUAGGGAACAUGCAUGAACUGAAGAAAGCCUCACACAUUACAAAGCUACCAAAGGGUAAACACAGUGUAAAAGGUUUGGGAAGAAGUGCUCCAGACCCAAGAGCUACAGUAUCUCUCAAUGGAGUGGACAUUCCUCUGGGCAAAGGCAUGAACACAAAUAUUGAUGACACAAGUCUGCUCUACAACGAGUACAUCGUUUAUGAUGUUUCUCAGGUUAACCUGAAAUACCUGCUGAAGAUCCGCUUCAACUAUCAGACGUCUCUGUGGUGAGACGCCGGUUAGAUCUGGAGAGGUUUUUGGAUGCCACUGAAUCCCCCUGUUACAGCUUUAGCAUCAAGAACCAAACAGCACAUGGGUUUAGAAAUGAUUAAAUCCGUUCUCUUGCGCUUUGGCAGCACAUUCCCCAUUGCUCUAGUCUGUUAGUUUGGAGUACUUUAAGUGGUUCUACCCAAAUCACAAACUGCAUUGUUGCAAAUGUGGCCACCUUUCUACAAGCAACAUGAUUGGACUUCUCUGUGAAAUGUUUCUUUAUAAGCUACCAACAGUGGAUAGGUAGACUGUCUUCCAUAUGUUUCAUAGGCCUUUUCUUUCUUUUAAUAGUUUUGCUAAACCUGGAUUCAGGUUACUUGUAACACAUGUAGUGUUUACGGUUUUGUUCGGCCUCUCGAUUUAAAACAAAUAAGAAUGUACAGUUUUAGGAAAAAAAUGUUGUAAGCUAGGAUAUAGCCUGCUGCAAGCGAGUAAUCUUUUACUAGAAUUGCCAAUGUAUGAACAAGUAUUUUGUAUGUUAAACAUGUACCAACCUAGUUUUGCUUUUUUGAGUUUACUGUCCCUUAUUGAAACGUACUUGGGCCAUUUGAAAUGGCUAUCAAAAUCUAAGCUGCUGUACUCACGCACCUGUAAUAAGUUUUGUUGUUGUUUUUGGCAAACAUUUCUCCACAGUAUUUGUGGACAAAAUAAGUUUCCCAAAAAAUGUCUUUGCAUCAAAAAUAAAACGGUUUUUGGCUUAU